CUGGAAGCUUGGAACUGCUCUUCAGAGUGAGCGUCUCUCUCACUCUCCCCAGUCGUGAAGUCAGAGAGCAGAGGAGGAAGGGAAGGCAGACAGACCGAGGGAGGUCUGACGACACCAUCCCUGCUUACCCGCGGCACCUACUUUAAAUGCACAGACUGAUAAAUGCAAGCACACAGCCUGGUCACAUCUGGCUUUGAUUUUACUGGAGGAACAUCAAGAUUUAUUACCAAGCUGUCAUUCUGCAAGAGAUGUGUGCCAGGACAAAAACUUAAAGGAGCUUUGGAAACAUAGCACGUGUAAGUGUCCAUGGCAAAAGAGUCGGCAGUAGCUCUCAAUGUUGGAGGUCCAGUGUGAGGAUGGAUGACACAGGUUCCAGGCUAACGGUGUUCUUCACCGUUUUCUGAUCCGGCUUCAAAGGGAACAUCCAGCCAGAGGAAGAAGGAGCAGCUAAAUACGUAAGAACUUAAUUCACCUGCACCACUUUUGAAAUGAUGCUGUGGUACAACUUUGGCCACCACUUGCUCUCGCUGGCGGCCGUUCUGGUGAUUGUGAGCUGCGGAGGAGGGGAGCAAAGGAGAGGGACGGAUAGCAGCACCAGCAGCACAGGUGGCAGCAGCGGCAGCGGCAGCAGCAGCAGCAGCAGCAGCAGCAGCAGCAGCAGCAGCAGUAGCAGCAGCAGUGGAGGAAGUAGUGGUAGUAGUGGUAGUAACUACAGCAACAGACGUUUUCAUAAGAUCCAGCACGGCCAGUGCACCUACACGUUCAUCCUACCUGAGGGAGAUGGAGCUGGAGGAGGCUCCUGCAGGGAGGCGAAAGCCGGUAGCCCGCAGUACAACGCCAACUCUCUCCAGAGGGAUGCCCCACCACCUGAGCCAGAGUUUCCCAGCCAGAAGAUCCAGCAGCUCGAGCACAUUAUGGAGAAUUAUACCCAGUGGCUACAGAAGAUUGAAAACUACAUUAAAGAGAGCAUGAAGGCAGAGAUGGCUCAACUGCAGCAGAGUGCUGUCCACAACCACACGGCGGCCAUGUUGGAAAUGGGCACCAAUCUCCUCUCUCAGACAGCUGAACAGACACGCAAGCUAACUGACGUCGAGACGCAGGUCCUGAAUCAGACGUCGAGGCUCGAGAUCCAGCUGCUGGAAAAUUCUCUCUCCACGAACAAGCUGGAGAAAGAGUUAAUGGUCCAGACCAAUGAGAUCAGCAAACUGCAUGACAAGAACAGCCUCCUGGAGCAGAAGAUGUUAGAGAUGGAGAUGCGACACCAUGAAGAGCUGGAGACGCUGAAGCAGGAGAAGGGAAGCCUCCAGACCCUGGUAGGGAGGCAGAGCGGGGUCAUCAGGGAGCUGGAAGCCCAGCUGAGCCGAGCCACAGGAAACAGCACAGCCCUGCAGAGACAGCAGCAGGAGAUGAUGGACACCGUCCACAACCUGCUCAACCUCUGCUCCAAAGAUGGAGUUGUUCCGAACAGUACGAAAGUUGUGGAGGAAGAGAAGAAGUUCCGCGACUGUGCCGACCUCUACCAGGCUGGUUUCCAUAAGAACGCCAUCUACACCAUCCAGAUCAAUUCCCAGGAUACCAAAAAGGUUUAUUGUAACAUGGAAACAGCUGGUGGUGGAUGGACUGUCAUCCAGCGUAGAGAAGACGGCAGUGUGGACUUCCAGAGAACGUGGAAGGAGUACAAGACGGGCUUUGGGAGCGUGUCUGCAGAGCACUGGCUGGGGAACGAGUAUGUUUACCAGUUGACUAGCCAGAGACAAUAUGCUCUCCGUGUAGAGCUGACAGACUGGGACGGACACCAGGCCUUCUCUCUAUAUGACCGCUUCCAGAUCGGCAGUGAGAAACAAAACUACAGGCUGUUCCUGAAAAGCCACAGUGGGACCGCCGGCAGACAGAGCAGUCUAGUAAUCCACGGAGCAGACUUCAGCGCCAAGGACAUGGACAAUGACAACUGCCUGUGCAAGUGCGCCCUCAUGCUUACAGGGGGUUGGUGGUUUGACGCCUGUGGCCCGUCCAACCUUAACGGUAUGUACUUCACCCAAGGACAACACAUAGGGAAGUUGAACGGUAUCAAGUGGCACUACUUCAAGGGCCCCAGCUACUCUCUACGAGCCACGGCCAUGAUGAUCCGCCCACUGGACUUCUCUUAGUCUUUUGAACUCGUGAACCUUCAACUUCUGAACGGCUACGUAGCACAUUAGAGGGACGCUUCCUAUUUUAACCUCUUGUCUCAUCUCAUUUCGCCGGCCGUUGGGAGUCAUCCAGUAAAUCUUUUAUUCAACCUGGUCCUUCCCCAGAGCAGCUGAUACUGCUGCGCUACUGUUGCUUCAUAACCUUUCCCCUCAUUGAACUGAAAAGCAGCUGUGGGGAGGAAGAUGCGGUUCACCUGAACUGAUUUCUGUUCCAAAACAAGAUUCACACUUUUUUUUAAGGACAAAUGUGUUCAGGUGUGUUUUCUCACACCUGGGAUUUGUGCACAUUUUGAGCACCAUAUAGGGUGAAGCAUGAUGUCAAACCACAAUUCUUCCAUGUUCCUGGGGACCUGUGUUGUAAUAAUAUGGAGGGCUUGAACUCUUCUGAAUGCAAAGCAGCUAUCACAGAGCAGCAGUGACUCUUAACCUGCAGGACAGAACAUAUCUGGAACGCUUUAAGAAGACAAAUUAGAGAUAUGGCUUCUUCUUUUUUUUUUUGUAUUAAAAUGUUGCCCACAGAAUACGGCUCAUAAAUAUUGCAACUGUAUUAUAUUUUGUGUUUUUAGUACUAUUUUCGUUAUUCCAACUGUAUACAAUAUCCAAAGUGAGAUAAGUGUCUUUUGUACUGUACAGUGUAUACUGAAUUUCUAUCUGCAUCAUGUAUCAAACGCACGUUCAGUUUUUAAAGUGACCUUGAAGUCAAGUGAUGACGUGCAGUCGGUAAUAGUUACGAGGGUCACUUGCAGUGUUUGCUGGCAGUUACACGCUUGCUGUCUUGACAGAGUGUGAUUAUUUUUAGAGUUCAAGAUGUGAGGUUAUUAUUGGAUUAGAUUCUGGACCCGGAUCCUUUUGCCUUUAUUAUUGGCUGAGAAACAUCUAAUACCUGCCAAGGUUCAGACUGUGAGUGAUCACCUUACCUCUGCGGAACAGGAAAAACAAGGACAUUAUUUCAGUGGAAUUUAAUUAGUUAUGCGUUACAAUUACAGCUGUGUGCGUAUGGGGGGUAAGAAAAUGCACCUUUGCAUAAACAAGUGAUGCGUGUUGUCAGAAAUACACAGAUAUGCAGUAUAUUCCUGAGUGUAAUGAUGAUGCACCACGUCGUGACCCUUCUUUAAUCACUAAGAUGUAAAUGCUUAUAUUAAGCUGUUGUCACUCACACAGACACUCACAGAGGAUGAGGUUGGAGUUUUUAACUGCAUCUCAUUUCUUAACUGCAGAGGACUUUAUAAACCCCCCCCCUGGUCCUUUCAGUUUCCUCAUAUCCUAACCUCUGACCUUCAGACAAACAGCAGAUCAUUAAGACAAGUUACAUCCAAAAUAUUUUUCACACACAUAUUAUUACAUUACACGGUAUCACACUCCAGCCAGGUUCUGUUUCUCAUCAAUGCAAGUUAGAAGAAAAAAAAAAAAAGGAGCUGGAGUUGGAUAUGAAGCAUGAAAUUAAUGAUUCCACCAAGUGAUCCAUGUGAACACAUAUUUCAUAACUUCCAGCUUAUAACAACAGAAUCUACUGUGGAGUAUUUACUAAAGGUACAUGUGGCGAGAAGAUAAAGUGUAUCUGGAACUUGUAUAACUACAAUUGACAUGUUUAUUAGCAUACUAAAAUUGUAUAAUUUAACGUGUGUACGUAAAUCAGCUUUCCUGAGGAAAGCUAUUCUUUUUUUUCUGUUUAUACUCUGCCAGAAGUACAAUGGUGUUUUUGAAGUUGAGCAUAAAACAUAGGAGUUAAGAUAAUAACCCUGGAGAAAUGUGCCUUUGAUAACUCUGCUUUUACCUCAUUCAAAUCUAGAUUUGCAGAUUUAUUUAAACAUCUUUUUGUAACAUGUGGUCAGUGUUGUGUUGCUAGAUUAAAUAAAAGAGCAUGUGAUGCACUAAUGUUUUCAA
Messenger RNA from Seriola dumerili (greater amberjack), 4073 nucleotides. It is a transcript of the gene angpt1, whose product is annotated as angiopoietin 1. The record is from RefSeq and is a predicted model, not a curated record. Gene Ontology annotation, molecular function: receptor tyrosine kinase binding. The transcript is spliced from 9 exons. The coding region runs from base 489 to 2147 and encodes 552 amino acids. NCBI's taxonomy places the organism in Eukaryota, Metazoa, Chordata, Actinopteri, Carangiformes, Carangidae. Gene Ontology annotation, biological process: Tie signaling pathway; angiogenesis.